This is a messenger RNA of Halichondria panicea, 2944 nucleotides long. RefSeq lists its product as uncharacterized. NCBI's taxonomy places the organism in Eukaryota, Metazoa, Porifera, Demospongiae, Suberitida, Halichondriidae. Gene Ontology annotation, molecular function: nucleic acid binding; RNA-DNA hybrid ribonuclease activity. The record is from RefSeq and is a predicted model, not a curated record. The transcript has 2 exons. The coding region runs from base 610 to 2805 and encodes 731 amino acids.
GAUUGGGGCACACCUACUGUUAUUGACUAUCUAUUGUUCAUGACUUUUUUACAUGUUUGUGAGAAGCUAGCUAGCUAUAGACGUAACAUACUAGGCAUGCAGGUGCCAAUUGUGUAUUGCUAGUCUAGCUGAGCAACAAUUAAAUGUCAUUUACCUGAGAGGUUUCAUGUGGCUGAGAUUGUUCUAAACUUGUACACUUCCUGAAUAAAGUUGUGCUUAGAGCUGAGUCUGAGAAUACUGGAGCAUUCAGGAUUGAUACUAGAUCUAGAACUUAAGUCUUGGUCUUCUUUGUUUGAGGUAGCUAGCUAGCUGAGACUAACUAGCUGAGACAAAGCCAAAGUGAAACGCUUCACGGUGCUGCUCUGAUUAUUGAUUUGCAGCCACGUGUGAAAAGAUGGGCAGGGCUGCAUGAAUGGAAUUUAAUCGGAAGGAUUAAAUGUGGUUAACAGGUGACGUACAGAUACCAAUUGCAACCAACACGGGCAUGCGCAAGGAACACGUGGUCAGGCAGUCAGUGCAAGAACAAACGAAUUAGAAAACUUCUCUUGAUCUAUCAUAUAAUUCUCAAGAUUUCUCUUGCUGAUCUAUCCGGUAAUUCUCUAUACGAAGAUGACCACUACCUCUUCGAGCACAUCCUCAACUGGAACACCGCCGAUCAGUUCCACCAACCCGACGACAACUCCGACAACUCUCAACCCGAUGACAACUCCGACAACUCUCAACACCAUGAUUGCCAAUUCUGUCCAGGCAGCCCUCGGCGCGGUGUUACCAACGAUCAUCAACGCAAUGGACCAGCGGAUUCAGGCAGCAGUCCAACAACACCGCCCCUCAUCAGUCUCACCAUCAGUCUCACCACCAGUCCCACCAUCAGUCCCCUCAUCGAUCCCAACCAUCUCUGCUUCCGGCUCGGGUACCCCACGGAGUCCCACCUCAGGCCCGGUUGUCAGCACCGGAACGGCAGAUCCACACCCGGUGGACCUAGACGACAUUCGGCAGCAAUUCCCUGAACCGGCACACUUACCCAAUUUCUUCACCACCGCACCCAAUGCACACGUCCCGAUGUUCACGGGGACAACUCUCACAGUGAUACACAACGGGGUUUAUCCAUAUACUGACGAUCUACGGACAAUGGAGUCUUACCGGCACAAUCGAACAGCUGUCACACAACAAACCCAAUCACAUUCCCCACUGUGUGUGACAGCGUGGACUAAGGAGCUGCAAUCUCAUCCAGACAUAGAGUUUAAGGAAUACUUGACUCACGGUAUGCGAUAUGGAUUCAGAAUCGGUUUCGACCCCUCACAACCGUUACGAACUACUCGCACCAACAUGCCCUCCGCUAGACUACAUCCAAACGUCGUACAAGAAUACCUUGACCACGAAUGUCACGAGGGUCGUGUGAUAGGCCCCUUGGCUAUCUCCGAUCAUCCAGAGGUACACGUCAGCCGUUUUGGGGUCAUCCCCAAGAAGCAUCAACCCAACAAAUGGCGCCUCAUUCUCGAUCUAUCUCACCCAGACCGCGAUAGUAUCAACGACGGCAUCGACAAACAACUCUGCUCCAUGAAGUACGCUUCCAUUGACGACGCUGCUCGUAUCGUGCAUGCACUAGGCCGAGGCAGCCUCAUGGCCAAGAUUGAUAUAGCACAUGCAUACAGAAUAGUGCCCAUCAGUCCAUUGGACCACCAUCUCUUGGGGAUGGCGUGUGGCGACUCCCUUUUCAUAGACACGGCUCUACCUUUUGGGCUUAGAUCAGCACCAAAAAUAUUCUGUGCCAUUGCCGACACUCUCGAAUGGAUUCUCUUCAACAAAGGCGUAUCCACAUGUUUGCACUACAUCAAUGAUUUUUUCACUGCAGGACAGGCAGGCUCGGGAGACUGUCAACAAAACCUGGGGUCAAUCAUUGCCACUUGUGAUCAGCUGGGUAUCCCUCUGGCAAAACACAAAGUUGAGGGCCCAGUUACAGUUAUGACCUUUCUGGGCAUCGAAAUUGACACUGAUCACAUGCUUCUACGACUGCCAACAGACAAACUCGACCGCUUACAGGCACUUGUGACAAGCUGGAUUUCAAGAAAAGCAGCCACAAAAAGGGAGAUGCUGUCACUCAUAGGGCAACUCAGUCACGCAUGCAAGGUAGUGAUUCCGGGCAGAUCCUUUUUACGCCAGCUGAUUGACCUAGCAUCAUCCCGUCACCAACUGGACCACUGGAUACGUCUUAACGAGUCGUUCAGGGCAGAUCUGUACUGGUGGCACCUCUUCCUGAGGAGGUGGAACGGAACAUCGUUAAUUUCUACACAUGCAACUUCGGCGAACACGAUAGUCCUGGUGUCCGACGCCUCAGGCACAUGGGGAUGCGGGGCCUUCUACAGCAGAUCGUGGCUACAAUGCCGGUGGACACACUCGUGGGCAGACAUUAAUAUUGCAGCAAAAGAGUUCGUUCCAAUUCUAUUAGGCCUAGGAACAUGGGGUCACAAAUGGACUGGCUCACAUAUUAUUCUCAGAUGCGACAACAUGGCGGUAGUAUCUAUUAUCAACAACAAAAAAUGUUCAGACAAACUGCUCGCCCAUCUGUUACGCUGCUGCCAUUAUCUAUGUGCACAAUUUGACAUCACUGUCACGGCUCAGCACAUACAGGGAAAACUAAACACAGCGGCAGACGCCCUUUCAAGAAAUAAGGUACAAUUAUUUCAUCUCUCCGUUCCACAGGCAGACGAGCAGCCGUCGUUAGCCCCACAGAGCUUGCAGGAAUGGGUAAUGAACUCAACCCCCGACUGGCUAUCCCCUUGUUGGAGACACAAGCUGCAGAAUUAAUGCACCACGGGAUUGCUGCCAACACACAAAAAUUAUACACAUCAGCUCAAAAAAUAUAUUUAUCAUUUUGUCAACGGCUGUCUUUCGUCCCCCUCCCAGCAACCGAAGACACUUUAAUUUUAUUUGUGACCGAACUGGC